GCUUCUGCUGCAGGAACGAGGGCAAAGGUCACCCUUCGUCUGGUGAUGGAGUUGAGGGUUGAGACAGACGGCAUCAUCAGCUUUGUUUUGCCCACAGUACUCAACCCGCGCUACACCCCUGCUGACCACCCUCGCAGGCAAGAUUGGGACUGGAGGUGGGAGGAUCGAGGGGUGUAUGUGACACAGCCUUACUCCAUGGAGGUGAAGGCACAAGUAUGUGGUAACCACCAGAUAUCUCGGAUCGUCUCCCACACUGACCCACUCAACGUGACCCUGACUGAUGAUGCCAUGUCUGCCCAGGUGAGCCAGGACGGAGGGUUCAGCUGCGACCACGACUGGAGCAUGCUGGUGUACUACAGGAGUGCCUAACGGCCCCACCUGUUGCGGGAGACCGGUGAACGCUCUGCCACUGGGAUCAUGAAGGAUGACCUGCUCAUGCUGAACCUCUUCCCAGAGGUGCCCACCAACAGCUACUCCAGCAGGAAUGAGAUUAUCUUUGUCAUCGACCGCUCAGGUGAGGUGGAGGCAGGUGGGACAGCUGGACAAGGUCAAUAGGACCCAAGAACUGAUAUGAUGGGAUGCUGGAAGGCUUGUCAGUGCAGGACUAAGCAGAUAUGAUGCCUUUCAUAGCUUUUUAAACAGGCUGUGAGGGAGUUACUGGGGUUUUGAAGGAUGUUUCCAUGUUUCCAGUAAUAGUUCAACAAUAACUCCUUACUGUGACUCCUAAGCAGGAUGUGAGGGAAGUUACUGGGAUUUUCAAGGGUCCAACUCAGCAAGGUUGUACUAAGCUAACGUAAAUUAACCCCAAAAUUAGUUCGACUCAGUGAGUUUGUACUGUAGUUGUGCAGUGCUAACCUAACCUAAACUGACCUCACCAACAGGAAGCAUGCAUGGGGAAAAGAUAGAGAGUGCCCGGGCAACACUUCUUCUGUUCCUGAAGAGUCUGCCUCUGGGUUGCCUCUUCAACAUUGUCAGCUUCGGCUCAUCCUUCUCAGUGCUCUUCAAGAAGUGAGUGGUCCAGACUGGGUUAGGAUAAGUGAGAGGUCAUUCUUCCUCUUCCUCCUAUAUUUAUCUUGUCUCAUCUUUCU
Molecule: messenger RNA, 1088 nt
Organism: Scylla paramamosain (green mud crab)
Lineage: Eukaryota; Metazoa; Arthropoda; Malacostraca; Decapoda; Portunidae
Product: von Willebrand factor A domain-containing protein 5A-like
Exons: 3
Coding region: 46-369 (107 amino acids)
Source: RefSeq, a predicted model, not a curated record